Phytophthora nicotianae INRA-310 is the source of this 785-nucleotide messenger RNA. RefSeq lists its product as hypothetical. The record is from RefSeq and is a predicted model, not a curated record. The coding region runs from base 245 to 622 and encodes 125 amino acids. Lineage: Eukaryota; Oomycota; Peronosporomycetes; Peronosporales; Peronosporaceae. The transcript has a single exon.
CCGAACGAAUGGCCUGUUCGAUGUGUCUCAGUGUCCCUCUUACACUUCACUUACAUUAGUCGUGUCGCGUGGUUGUUGACGGACUCAAAUCACGCAUCUCUCUGGCAGAAGCUGCCCGCGCCAGUCGUCAAAUCCACUCAUCGCGACGAGCGCGUGCACCAGCAAGGACAGCACUCAUUUCGCAACCUCGCUUGUGACCCAGAGAAACCCAAGCCAUUCAAACACCCACCAGCACGACAUCAAGAUGGGCGUCGCUUUCCAGACUAUCGGCAUGAUUGGCUCCUUCGUGAUCGCCAGUUCGCUUGUUCCUCAAAUGCUCAAAGUGUACAAGACUCGCAGCGCAAAGGAUAUUUCCUUGCGCUUCCAAUUGCUGUACUGCUUCGGCAUCGGCCUUAUCCUGAUCUACGGUUUCGGCGAGAACCUGUGGCCGAUCUACAUUCCGGCGUCCGUGGAGGAGGUGGCGGGGCUCACCAUGCUAGCCAUGAAAUUGUACUACGACCGUGAGGCCACAAAACCUGGCGCCUCCGGAUUCGACAACGAGAGCCACGCACUCGAGCUGGGCGCGUCACCGCUCACGCGGCGGAGCGAAACCAAGUUCACCGGCGUCGUGCACACGCCGUAGGCUCUGCAAGCCCGUUCUACAGAAAAUGAGCGCUGAAGCAAACGAUAAUUAUUAACUCGAGGAAAUUGAAGCGUUCGUUUGAGAUUGUUCGAUCAGAAAUUGCCGACAUUUGAUUGAUAAUUAGGUGGCUUGUUCGUGAUCGACCUGCGUUAUCAUUCUUGUC